Triticum aestivum (bread wheat) is the source of this 2089-nucleotide messenger RNA. RefSeq lists its product as uncharacterized. The transcript is spliced from 6 exons. The coding region runs from base 1 to 2040 and encodes 679 amino acids. Gene Ontology annotation, biological process: meristem maintenance; meristem development. Lineage: Eukaryota; Viridiplantae; Streptophyta; Magnoliopsida; Poales; Poaceae. The record is from RefSeq and is a predicted model, not a curated record.
AUGGCGCCUACUUUACAGGAUGUGUCUUACUUGUUGGGAUUACCUCUGGCCGGUGCUGCCAUAGGUCCCUUAGAGGCAGAAUCUGGGUGGCAAGCAGCGAUGCAGACCCGUUUUUUGGCUGCAGUCGCGACUGCUAGGGCUAUAGACAACGAUCCUCAUGGACCUCUUUUUAGAUGGUUGAGCCAGUUUCAGAUUGUCUCGUUAGGACAUCCCGACGUUCAGUUGUCGGAGGCUCAGAUUGACCGGUCCCUAGAGGCAUAUAUUCUUUGGCUAUUCGGCAAGACAAUGUUUACGGAGAACCACGUGACCACUGUCGAUGCACGACUCAUCGGUAUUGCACGAGAGAUAGCUGACGCACGUUGCCCUGCGGAUAUUCUACAGAGGAGUUUUGGUUCUGCUGUGUUGGCGGCUACGUACAGAGGCCUGUGCAAAGCUUGCUUGUUGAAGUCUAGAAAAUCUAGUCUUGUUGGAUGUCCAUUAUUGUUGCAGCUUUGGUCAUACGAGAGGUUCCCUAUUGGACGACCCUAUGUCUACAUUGAUAAACCUUUUGGUUUGGAGGACUUAGCUGGGACUUAUGUGCCUGCUAUCGGCGACUUACCUACUAUGGGAUCUGUUUGGACACGGCGAGAGUUUGCGCAUACUCAGGUUAGGGGAUGCUACCCGUCCUUCAUGGCGCAGUUUGAUAGUUUGCACGAGGAUCAAGUUAUUUGGGAGCCAUACUCGCCUCAGGCUAUAUCAUCGAGGUACCCAGUUGGGAUUUCUGGAUUGUGCACUAGAGAUCGGCACUUUUGGAUGACCAAGGCCAAGUUGGUGUUCGACGUGACGGUUGAGGAGAUGUCUCUUCAUAGGGUGAUGAGACAGUUCGGUCUAUAUCAAGAGCCUGCGAUUCCAGAUAUUCCACACUUGCCAGACCACGUGCACAAGGACAGUCGCCUAGGAGGAAACAAGUCCAUGACUUAUUGGCUUGAGAGCAUUACCCCUUACGUUGACGAAUGGACUACCGCUGCGACAAAUAUCUGGGGUGAGGUUCGGCCCUUUAACUGGGAAAUGUUUGGGUUGUAUCUGCAGCGUUACCGGCAUACAACGAGGAUCUACUUGGUUCCAUCAGCUGCUACUGAUCAGAUCGAAGCCCCUCUCACCAGCGAUAUGUACCCAACUGCCUCUGUUGUGGGAACCAGACACCACGCGGGUGACUUGACAGUACAGGCGCGAGAGGAGGUUUCCGCUUUAAUGCGGCGCUUUCAGAGGGGAGAAACUAUCCCACCGCGAGAGGGCGUCUCAUGGUUGAGGCGUCUUGAUGACAAGCUACGCGGGAUUUACGCAGCUGUUACGUGUAGACGGACUUCGGAUGUUGCACUUCCUCCUCCAGCACAUCGUCCGCCACGUCCCUCUGUACAACAUUCAGAACCACGACCCUCUGUGCACCGUUCAGAACCACGACCCUCUGUGCACCGUGCAGAACCUCAUCCUUCACAGCCAGGGAGAUCUUCCUGGCAUGAGCCACCUCCUUCACAGCCAGGGAGAUCUUCCUGGCAUGAGCCACCUCCUUCACAGCCAGGGAGAUCUUCCUGGCAUGAGCCACCUCCUUCACAGCCAGGGAGCUCUUCCUGGCAUGAGCCACCUCCUUCACAGCCAGGGAGCUCUUCCUGGCAUGAGCCACCUCCUUCACAGCCAGGGAGCUCUUCCUGGCAUGAGCCACCUCCUUCACAGCUAGGGAGCGCUUACUGGCAUCAGCAGAUGAAUCUAGGCGGCAACCAGUCGCAACCGUUCAUGCAUUCAGAGCAGUCACCGAUCCUUAGUGGUGGUGCUUCGUACUUUGAGGGCGACCGCGAGGAUGAUGACCAAGCUACAAACAUUUAUGGCUUCUCGCAGACAGUGUUUCACACUCCACCACCACCACCGACGCAGGAGACACAGACCGUGACAGACGAGGUUAACUAUGGUCGUGGUUAUCGCGAGCCUCGUCCACCGCCUCAGCGCUUAUCGCCUUCGGGUCCUCGCCCGAGGAAGACCCAGACUCGUCGUCGUCCCCCGCAGUGAUAUGCUUAUCUAUCUAUGUAUGACUCAUUAUCUAUGUUAGUUUCAGACU